AUGGAAAAAGGGAGUGACAACCGUAAGAAAUCGAAGAAUGGCGGCAAAGCGAGAAAUACGUAUGACGAUCUCAGAAGGGGCACUCAAGAGGAAGCCUGCGAAUUUCUAGUAGUUGAAAACAACAUUGGCUUCAUAAUCGGUAGGAAAGGAACUACAAUAAGUCAAAUACAAGAAAUUUCAGGGGCGAAGAUCAGUGCUCAGUCACAAAGAGGUCGCAAAGGAUUCGCUAUUCGUGGUAAUGAGAGGCAAAGGGCCCGUGCAAAAGAGUUAAUCAAUGAGAAAUUGGAAACUCUAUCAAGAAAUCAAAGCGUCCCUGGUCGACCGAUUGUGAUUCCAAAAAAGUUUGAGAAACUAGUAAGAGGACCAGAUGGAGACCAUCUUCUACAUGUUAGCACUAUGACUGGAGCUGCAGUAAGUUCAAUAGGACCCGAUCAUCGGCUGUAUGUAAGUGGAUCCAAGAGAAACACAAAGCAUGCCGAGUAUGUGAUAAAAAGCAGAAUGGCCGCGGGAAGAGUCAUGGCUAACAGAAUUUGCGUCUUUAUAGACGAUAAAAAUCUCCCGGAAGAUUGUGAAUUACAGCUUGUCCCUGUUGAGGAAAUGGAGCGCUUAAUACUUUCAGCAGGAAGUUCAUCACAGUAUCGCUUGAAACCUUGUGAAGAAUACGAUAUGGAUGUACAGGGAGCUUAUGCGCUCAAUCAAGCUGUCGCAAAAUAUGAUGCAUCCAUAAACGAAACAGUUUUAACAUCCUUAAGGAAAUUGAAAAUGGAAAUUGGGUCCGGAAAUUAUCACAAAGCUGACCUAUGGUGUCAUUUCGGGAAAAUCGUCAUUCGGGAACCAGACGAAGCCGACCUCGAGGAGACGUGGAGCAUUGCUGAUUCACUCAACAAGCUUCAAAGAACAGAACAGAAAAAAAACGAAUGGCUUGUGGCAUUUAAAGAGGGCGUGAACCUUGCUGACAAAGUG
Pocillopora verrucosa is the source of this 963-nucleotide messenger RNA. The record is from RefSeq and is a predicted model, not a curated record. Lineage: Eukaryota; Metazoa; Cnidaria; Anthozoa; Scleractinia; Pocilloporidae.